ACACGAGUCAAUCAAUGAAAAUUGUACUCUUACUGGUUAUCCUUGGGGGUCUGUCGCGUUCAAAGAGUUGCGAAAAUUCUGGCUCAUUUCUGUUUGCUUUUGUGGUUUAGAUCAUGCGGAUUUAUUAUAUUUCCCGUAUUAUGCACGUUUUUUGAUUUUAAAUGUAGUAAGCGGACUGAAAUUGUGAAAACCGUUGUGAAAUGUAAUGGAUAAGCCCGAGUAAAGUAGAAAAUGUUGAAUCUAUAAGUAAAGACUACUGACCAGCAGUUAAAAAAGAAAAAAAACGAUCUGCAUACAUCUAUCUUACAGUGUUUGGAGAGCUGAACAGUUAUAAUAUUCCUCAUCUGUUUUGACGUAUCUUCCAUUAAGCUGUUGCCAUGGCAGAAAAAGAAAAAUCUUUGAAAGAGGAGCAGAUACAUCCUUACUGGCCACGGGAACUGGUGAUCCCUGGAUACCAGCCAAAUGACCUGUCAAUGCAAGAGAUUCUGGCUGGUCUUUUUUUGAUGGCUGGUGGUCUUAUUUUGAUGUCAUGGUUUGUAUCGAGCCACUGUCAGAAAUUUAGUACUGCAAGAAAACUGGUCCUUUGCUGGUUUACUGUGUGUGGCUUCAUUCAUGGGGUCAUUGAAGGCUGGUUCAGCCUUUUCUACCAGAUCAUCCCAACUGACCAGAGCAUCUUGUCACAGUUAUGGAAAGAAUACUCAAAAGGAGACAGCAGAUAUGUCAUAGGUGAUAACUUCACAGUGUGCAUGGAGACGAUCACAGCUUUGGCAUGGGGCCCCCUGAGUAUAUGGACAGUUUUUGCUUUUCUUGGAAAUAAACCUUAUCGUUUUAUUCUUCAGCUCAUUGUUUCAUUGGGGCAGCUGUAUGGAGAUGUUUUAUAUUUUUAUACAGAAUACAGAGAUGGAUUUUCCCACAGUGAUGUGGGGCACCCAAUUUAUUUUUGGUUCUACUUCAUCUUUAUGAACUCCCUUUGGAUUAUUAUUCCAUUGUUACUUAUCUUUGAUGCCUGGAACCAGUUAAAUAUGGCACAGAAGAAAGCUGACUAUAGAAGUGGGUCAUUGCAGCACAGCAAAGGGGAAUAGAGAGUGGGAGCAGCAUGUUCUUGAAUUUCAUGGUAUUUGAGUUCAGAAUCUUCAAGUGAGAAAAGUAGCAAACACUUGUGGUGAAACAAAGAUUUUUUUCAAAGAAAUUGGUAAAUUUUACAUUUACUGUAUCUAGGAGAAAUGUCUGCCUUCUCUAGAUUGUAAUCUAUUACCCUUGUCUCCUUAUGAAAUGAUACAAAAGUGGUAAUUAAAAUAUAUAUAUAUAUAUAUAUAUAUAUAUAUAUAUAUAUAUAUACAUACAAUGUGGUUAAUUAAAUUCUCAAAAGAUAAUUAUUGAAUAUUGUUUUUUUAUAUAUUUUAAAUAUUACUUGGAAAGAAACAAAUGCUUUUAACUAGCUGUCAAAUAUCUUGUAUUACAGUUUUAACUAUCUUGGUACUCUAAGGAGUACAUGUAAUAUAUAUAAAAUUCUCUUAUGGCAUUGAAAAUUUAAUUAAUAAAUAAAGAAAAAAAUAAAAUAGUAAUUGAAUAUAUUUGUACUGUGCCAUACCUGUCAAUACUCUAUUUAACAUGCUAAUUUUAAUUGAUUUUUUUUUUGCACAUAUU
Molecule: messenger RNA, 1647 nt
Organism: Erpetoichthys calabaricus (reedfish)
Lineage: Eukaryota; Metazoa; Chordata; Cladistia; Polypteriformes; Polypteridae
Gene: ebp
Product: EBP cholestenol delta-isomerase
Exons: 5
Coding region: 378-1082 (234 amino acids)
Biological process (GO): cholesterol biosynthetic process
Cellular component (GO): endoplasmic reticulum; membrane
Molecular function (GO): steroid Delta-isomerase activity; cholestenol delta-isomerase activity; C-8 sterol isomerase activity
Source: RefSeq, a predicted model, not a curated record